AUGGCCGCCCCGUCCGUGGCCACGAACAUGGACGCAGUGCUGACCGUUGCGACUGCAGCUGCGCGCGCUGCCGGUGACCACAUGAAGGCGCAGCUGCGCACGUCGCGCGUGGAGAAGACCAAGUCGGGCAAAGACGACCUGGUCACGGUCGUGGACAAGCAGUGCCAGGACAUGGUCUUUGCGCGGAUCCAGGCGUCGUUCCCGAGCCACGAGUGCCUGGGCGAGGAGGACGUGGCGCCGGGGAGCGCGGCCGCGGCCCAGGCCCUCGAGGCCCUCGUGAGCAAAGAGUGGCUCUGGAUCGUGGACCCGAUCGACGGCACGACGAACUUUGUGCACCACCGACCAGCGAGCGUCGUGUCGGUCGCGUGUGCCCACUACGGCGACGUGACAGUGGGCGUCGUCUACGACCCGUACCGCGACGAGCUCUUCACGGCGCAAAAGGGCCGCGGCGCGUUACUGAACGGCCGCCCGAUGCACGUGAGCCACGAGACGUCGUUCGCUCAUGCGUUGGUGGGCUUUGGCAUCGGCACGAAGGACAGCGUGCGGCUGCCCAUGCUCGAGUGUGCGCGCGAGUUCUCUGCGCAAUGCCGGGGCUUGCGGCUGCAGGGCGCAGCAGCCAUCGAACUCGCGUGGACCGCUGCUGGCCGCCAAUCGGCCUUUUACGAGCUCGACCUGAACUCGUGGGACGUUGCAGCCGGCGCGUUGCUGGUAACUGAGGCCGGGGGGCGCGUGACCAACAGCGACGGCACAUCCUUCUCGCUCGCUACGCGCAACGUCGUGGCGUCGAACGGCAAAGGCGACGUCCACUCGCGCAUGAUUGAGCUCAUCGACAAGGCCGACGCCGUGCAAGUGCGCGCCUAA
Hyaloperonospora brassicae is the source of this 861-nucleotide messenger RNA. The record is from the annotation of a GenBank genome assembly. Lineage: Eukaryota; Oomycota; Peronosporomycetes; Peronosporales; Peronosporaceae.